AAAACAUUCGAAACCACCUCGGAACUUGGUCAAGAAGCUUUCAUCAUCAUCAUGGGUUCAUUCUUGGGAAUCUCAGCUCAAGUUUGGCAAACUUUAAUCGUUCUUGCCUUGCCUGUUCUAUAUCGUUCUUUACCGAGAAUUAGAGCGAUUUGGUUACGUCUUCGUUAUGGUCCUCCAGUCAAUCAAAAUCAACCUUCAGUGGAUCGUGUGUCAACUUCUGAUUCCUUGAAACGAUUAGGAUUAGCACGUUGGAUACUACUUGCAGGUCUCUACAUCACCAUCAUCUUAAGAUGUACUGCCUUUAACCCAGCCAAAGAAAACCCAUUCGCGAUCACACGUUUACCACUUAAUACACCAUCAGUUUCACUUACAGCUGCACUCGUUAAACACCAUCGUGCACAUGGUUUGAAUGAUACACCCAUCACACAACAACGUCUUCUUCAACGUCUUACCAGUCUUGAUUCUCGAUUACUUUAUACGAUCUUGGGUCCUGAUUCACUCUUAAACUGUCGUUGGUGUCGACCUCCAUCUAAAGAAGCUAAUCAUACAAACGAUCACUUCUAUUAUCAUUUACCUCGACUUGCAUCACAAUAUGCAUUAGCGUUCAUGGCAAUGGGUUUACUUACUACAAAUGCUUCUUCAUUAGAAUCUAAACGUAGGAUCUGGCGGUCUAGAAGUUCUGUGACACUUAUCUUUGGUCUCAUACUUGAAAUGAUCACUGUGUUUGUUUUACUACACGUACCAUCAUUAGGUAUGAAUGCUAAGAAUGAAGGUAGAAUGUUAGGUGAUAAGAUUUAUAUGAUUCGUCAUAUUCUCUUUGGUUGUGUUUUUGGUAUCUGUAGUUGGUCUGUGAUGACUGAAACACAAGAAUCUAAUGCUACUGCUUUGGCUAAAGUGGGAAUUCAAAUCGGAUCGGUUACUCAUCAAUUAGAUACACUUGUUAGUCGACUUAGAGUGGCGGCCCUUCAACGUAGCACAGUGAUGCGUGAUCCGGUAUACAGGAAUCAAAGUAAUGAAUUUUGGGAGUAUGCAGAAAAUCAAGCUAAGAUUGCAAGUAAAGAUAAAGGAGUUAAAUUGAUCAAAAAAGAAUUAGGUCUUCAUAAUACAUCAGUUCAACCUGAUUCAAAUCGAGAAGAAUUGAAAAGGUUUAUUGAAAUUAGUUAUCCUAUUCCUACUUUAUCUGUUUCGGAUCCAGUUUUAUAAAACAAAAUACAUAAGAAAAAUGAAAACUUGAUUCUUUUAUACAAUUUGGUUUUUGAGGUUUCUUUUGAUUAUCUUUUUGCAUACAUUGAUUUUAAAAAUUGUAUAUAUUACAUACACAAAAAAAUUGACCAGAAAACAUUUUUCUUUUUUUAAAGGUUUUUCAUUUCUCUCUUUCUUUUUAUCGUUCUUUUUUUUCACUAUUUUUCUUUUUGUGUUCAUGUUUCUUUCAUUUAUAUUGGAUUUUGAUUAUCUUUUUUUACAAUACAUACUUUAAGGAAUAUAGAGUAAAACUUGAAGAUGAAGGUUUCAAUGAAAUUCAUCAAGGGUGUGUUCACU
Messenger RNA from Melampsora larici-populina 98AG31, 1539 nucleotides. RefSeq lists its product as uncharacterized. Bases 52 to 1203 code for a protein of 383 amino acids. The transcript has 3 exons. Lineage: Eukaryota; Fungi; Basidiomycota; Pucciniomycetes; Pucciniales; Melampsoraceae. The record is from RefSeq and is a predicted model, not a curated record.